CGCCACUCGGAAGCGCGCCAAACGGCUGGUCUGUCUGUGUGAGGAGUGAAAUAUGACAGGAAGAGGGCGUGCAAGAGCACGUGGAAGAGCUCGUGGUCAACAGCAAGUUCCGCCCCCAGGACAGCCUCAGCCACAACCUCAGCCUCAGGGGGCAUGGGCAGCCCGACAGCCACAGGGACCUGAUCCUUCACGUCCGCCCCCAGCAGGUUGGCCAGGUCGCCCACCACAACAACCAGGACCUGUGCGUCCACAAGCACCAGAGCCUGCACAGCCAUCGGCAGCAUGGCCAGGCCGUCCUCCACGACUACAGCAGCCAGGAGCAGUGCGUCCACAAGCACCAGAGCCAUCACAGCCAUCAACAGCAUGGCCAGGACGUCCCCCACGAGCCCAACAACCAGGAGCUGUGCGUCCUCAAGCACCAGAGCCUGCGCUACCAUCAGCAGCAUGGCCAGGACGUCCCCCACGAGCCCAACAACCAGGACCGGUGCGCCCAGCCCACACACCACAACCAGCACAGGCACCACCUUCAGGAGCAUGGGCAGGAAGGCCUGCUCAACCACCUGGACCAACACAUGCUCCACAAGCAGCACCUGAAAAACCACCACCACCUGCAGAGCCAGAGUUUGUGGGACGUGGACGUCAGAGAGGAGCUGCUGCUUCUGCAAGACCAUCAGGGGAAAUGUUGCAGCUCUCUGCUGGAUUUCAAGAUAUAUCCCUUGGCGAGCGAGGAGGACGACGACGUGAUUUUCAUGAUCUUGGUGUAAAUACACGACAAGCAAUGGAUCAUGUCAAAGACUCUAAAACAGGAUUUAAUGGGAAGCCAAUUCCGUUAAGUACCAAUCAUAUCAGACUACUGUCACGUCCUCAGUGGGUCUUGUUCCAGUACCACAUUGACUUUAAUCCACCAAUGGAAUCUAGGCGCCUGAGAACAGCCUUGCUGUACCAGCAUGAGGAACUAAUUGGCAAAGCACGAGCUUUUGAUGGAACAAUAUUAUUUUUGCCUAGAAGACUUAAUAAGGCUACAGAAGUAUUUAGCCAAACCAAGAACAAGGAGAAUGUGAAGAUUACGAUUACUUUAACAAAUGAAUUGCCACCUACUUCACCAACAUGCUUUCAGUUCUACAACAUUAUCUUUAAAAGGCUUUUGAAAAUGAUGAACAUGAAACAAAUUGGGCGGAAUUACUACAAUCCUAAUGAUGCAAUUAACAUAAAAACUCACAGCUUAAAUAUCUGGCCAGGCUUCUCCACAUCUAUUUUACAAUACGAAACCAGCAUUAUGCUGUGUAUUGAUGUGAGCCAUAAAGUACUAAGGGAUGAAACUGUACAUGAUAUUAUGUCACGUAAUUUCGACCAGUAUGGAACACGUUUUCAAGAUGUCUCUGCUAAAGAAGUAGUUGGCCAAAUAGUCCUUACCAAAUAUAACAAUCGAACAUAUCGCAUUGACGAGGUCUUCUGGAAUAUGUCUCCACUAUCAACAUUUAAGAAAUAUGAUGGCACUGAUAUCACCUUUGUAGACUACUACAAAACGCAAUAUGGUAUUGUAAUUAAAGAUAUGCAGCAGCCAUUGAUUGCCAAUAUACCCAAAAAAGCAAAACCUGGAGAGCCAUGUGGACCACUGCUCCUGAUCCCAGAGUUAUGCAAUUUAACAGGUUUAACUGACAGAAUGAGAAGUGACUUUACUGUGAUGAGAGAUCUGGCUGUUCAUACACGUUUGCCACCAGAUCAGAGAGAAAAAACAGUGGGGAAAUUCUUGGAUUAUAUUCAUAAGGAUGAGGGAGUUCAAAAGGAGCUCCGUGACUGGGGUUUAAACUUUGAUACCAACCUCUUGAGGUUUAAUGGGAGAGUAGCUAAUCCAGAAAGGAUACAGCAAUCUGGUAGAUCAGUUGAUUACAAUCCUCAGUUUGCAGACUGGUCAAGAGAAAUGAGAGGACAACUACUUAGCGUGAGACAUUUAGAAUCAUGGAUUUUGAUAUACACCCGAAGAAAUUAUGAUGUGGCAAAUACUCUUACGCAAACAUUAGUUAAAGUAACCCAACCAAUGGGGAUUCGAAUUAAUAAAGCAAUAAUGAUUGAGGUUGAUGACUCGCAGCAUUCAUACAUGAGAGCUCUAACUCAGAAUGUUACACCUAAUACACAAAUGGUAGUGUGCAUCUUGUCCAGUAUUCACAAGGGUAAAUAUGAUGCCAUAAAGAAAUACCUAUGUGCAGAUGUUCCGAUUCCAAGCCAAUGUGUGGUUGCAAAAACUCUCAGCAAGCCCCAAACAAUUAUGUCUGUUGCUUCGAAAAUUGCUUUGCAGAUGAAUUGCAAAAUGGGAGGCGAGCUUUGGUCUGUGGAGAUGCCCUUACCAGAUGCAAUGAUUGUUGGCAUUGACUGCUAUCAUGACACUUUAUCUGGAAGAAGAUCUAUUGCUGCAUUUGUUGCCAGUAUGAACAAAGGCUUAACGAGUUGGUUUUCUCGCUGUGUUAUUCAGGACCAGAAGCAAGAAAUUGUGGACGGGCUGAAAGUCUGUAUGCUAGCUGCCUUGCGAGCCUAUGAGUCUGUAAAUAAUGCAAAACCAAAACGAGUCCUCAUCUACCGGGAUGGCGUGGGAGAUGGUCAGCUGAAGACACUUGUGAAUUAUGAAAUCCCACAGUUCAUGGAUUGUUUAAAAAGUCAAGAUAACCCCAGACUGACUGUUAUUGUGGUAAAGAAACGAAUCAAUGCAAGAUUCUUUGGAGUUUUUGGAGGUCGGCUGCAGAACCCGCCACCAGGCACAAUUGUUGAUGUUGAAGUCACCAGGCCUGAAUGGUAUGACUUUUUCAUAAUUAGCCAAUCUGUUAGAGUAGGCACAGUGUCGCCAACUCACUACAAUGUGGUUUACGACAAUGGAGGUUUGACACCAGACCAGAUGCAAAGAUUAACGUACAAACUCUGCCAUCUUUACUAUAACUGGCCGGGUGUGAUCAGGGUGCCUGCUCCUUGCCAGUAUGCUCAUAAACUAGCAUUUUUGGUGGGGCAAAGCAUUCACAUGGAGCCACAUGUAUCUCUGGCAAACAAACUUUAUUAUCUAUAGGA
Pelobates fuscus (common spadefoot toad) is the source of this 3054-nucleotide messenger RNA. Its product is annotated as piwi-like protein 1. Gene Ontology annotation, molecular function: protein binding; piRNA binding; RNA endonuclease activity. Gene Ontology annotation, cellular component: P granule. Gene Ontology annotation, biological process: regulatory ncRNA-mediated gene silencing. Bases 53 to 3052 code for a protein of 999 amino acids. Lineage: Eukaryota; Metazoa; Chordata; Amphibia; Anura; Pelobatidae. The transcript is spliced from 21 exons. The record is from RefSeq and is a predicted model, not a curated record.